CUGCAGAAUCUUAUUACCAUCGUCUGAGUCUAAAUACAUUCUAGACAAUGAAAAAUAUCGCGGGGAAAAAUAUAAUGAUAUACAGAUUUACCUCCCUUUGUACAGCUCUCUAACACUAUACACCACCAAAGCUCAUCAGCAUAGCUUGUGACACAGUGCUGUAAAAUGUAAACAGAAGGCGUAAGAUGUGAGGAAGGAUACAGGUAACAUUUUGAGCUUAUUGUGCACCAGAUCAUGUGGAUCAACUGGAAGCUAUAGGAUAUGAAAGGAAUUCUGAAUUAAAAUUGUGCCCAAUAAGUGACAUCUGUGCUUCAGCAGGGACGCUCCAUCAGUGCAAUCAGCCAUGUCAUGGAAAGGGGCGACCCCUAGCACACAGUUCGGGGCCAGCAGUAACUCUGGGACGGGCAGUAAUGUCCCAGAUUACCAGAAAAUGCUCCAGCAUCAUAUAUUCUCAUCAGGCUGGGGCACAAGCGCAAGUAAGGCUACCUCUGAUCGCUACAAUCGUCACUCUGCCUAUCCUCCAGUCUCUCCCCCAGGGACCAUCAGCCCUCCUCUGGCCACACGGACUCGACACACUGACAGCCUAGGUACCACUACCUAUAGCGAUCCAAAGAUAUACAACAGCUACCAGCCAUCAAAAUAUGGCCUUUCCUCGGACAGUCAGUAUGAUGUCUCAUACGUCAAUAAGGAGUUUGGGGAGCUUAAUGUAGAGAACACUGUGAAUGUUAUAAGUGAUGAUACUUUUGAUAAAACUGCUCCAUAUGCUCCAACAAAGUAUGAAUACAAGAGUUAUGACUCUUCUGACCCAUACAAGAAGCGGAGUAAAACAAAUAGUUAUGUGUCAGCUCGGCCCAGGACUACAGACUUUGACUUGGAGAGACCAAGCAUUGCAGCAGACGAUACUGAUUGGUCCUCACCAAAGAAGAGAACAUUGGAUAUAUCUCCAAAUUUGUACAUAACCCCAGCUCGUAGUCGGUCAUCUGUCAGUGAAGCAGUUGACUAUGGUCGUGGAGAAAGGUCUUCUAGACAAACUGUGACCACAACAAAAUCUGCUAUAGAUGAUCUGUACACAGACAAACAAUAUGUGGAAAAUGGAGAUGCCCAUGGCCAUGUGACGGAGAGACCUCCACGUGCUCGUGGGAGAGACUCUACAGGGCGGCGGCCUGUCUCUAUGGGUGCUAUGUCCAGUGACUUAACCAACUGGCAGAAACACCAUCAAGACCAACUUGUUCAUCAACAGAUAGAGAAAGAGGGUGGCUUUGGGAAAACUGGUGGUCAAGGGUUUGACCGUCUGUUCAAUCAAGUCACUAACGGUGAUGACAACCCAGAUAAGUGGAAUUCAGUCAAGCAUGCAGCCGAUGCAGUGAUAUCAGAUAAGGACAUGUACAUUAACAAAUUGAAGAUGCAGAAUAUGCAGUUGGAGGAGGAUAACAAACAGUACGAGGCUAAACUUCGCCGUGCAUUGAUGAGUGAAUCUGACCAAGGCAAUGAAGCUUAUUCACAGAUUAAGGAUUUGGAGAUGAAAAACGUUACAUUGAAGUCGGAAAUGUCUGAGUUGAGGUCGAGAAACAAGGUGGAACUGGAGGAACUGGAAAUCAAACUGGGGGCUGCUGAACAUGAAGUGAUGCAGUUAAGGACAGCACUCAGAAAACGAGCACCAGAAUUCCAGGGAGAUAUACACUCAAAGAUUGACCAAUUGGAAGAUGAAAAAGAGGAAUGGAAGAUGAAGUUCCUGGAAGUGAAGGACGUCCACCACAACCUGAAGCAGAAGCAGGAUGAGUUACAGCGCUACCUUACUAGUCUACCAACACUGGAGGAGGCCGCCAGACAGGAUGACGAGAUCAGAGCCUACAGCGAGGAAAACAAACUACAGAAAGAGCGUAUUGAGGAACUUGAACAGGAACUGUUUGACACUCGUAAAGUCUUGUCUUCUCGUGAUCUCCACAUACAAGAGGUGGAGAACAAAGGGACACAACUGGGAGAGAAACUGUCCAUCCUCACUGAUCAAAUAGAUCGCUUCAAAUCUGUUGGACAGGGAGCAACACUGAGGCAAAAGGAAGAAGAGCUGCAGAAAGCACAGGAGGAGAACGACAAACUCUCUAACGACCUGGACAAGGCAAAGAAGUUAUUAGAGACAUGUCAUCGGAAGAUCCGCCACCAGGAUGUAAAGCACCAGAAUAGCGUGAGGCAGAUGGAGGAGAGGCUCUGUCAGGAGGAGGAGAUGGUCAAUGCUCUGAGGGAGGAAGGGCGUCUUAGAGAUGAACAGAGUGGCAAAAUAAAGGGCACACUCAAGCAGCUGCAGACACAAAACCAGGAAUUACUGGAUCAGAACCUGACGAUGAGGGAGCAAAUCAAACACUUUGAGCAACAGCAUAGUGAGGACAAUCAACGCCUUCAGCGACAGUUCACCACUGAACUUGGCAUCUGCUUCUCCGAGCUUCAGGCACUUGUCCAGAUAUGUGUACAGCGUGCUGAGGGGCAAGACCCUAAUAUGUCUGACCUCCUUGGGGUCAGAGCUGAUGUUGAGACGGCAGCAACUGGUGGUCCACAGGUUGAGGCCCAGACCAUGAAACAGUGGCUAACCAAGACACGGGAACUCCGUACAGAAAUAGAACAACUGCGGGUGAUGAUCUGUAACAAAUACGCUGAGGACAUAGGGGACAACCUCAACUGUACAACCCAGUAAUAUCCUCAAAUGUGUGAUAAACCGUGACCUCAAACAUAUAUAACAUGGCCUCAAAUAUGGCAUCAAAGGACUGCCUGUCUCUUGUCUUCUUGUGGCUUUACUUAUAAUGUCCUACUCAAAUUGGCAUAAAGUGUGUCGGUCUACACUCCUAGUGUUAAUGUUUUAAUUAGAGAGAUCAUAAUUAGGACUAUGACAUUCUAGACACUUACUUAUAUUUCAUAUGAAUGAUUCUAAAGACAUGUCAAAAUUUAAAUACUGCAGGAUAAAGUCAAAAUGUCACUUUUUAGUGAUAUAAAUAUCUAGUCAUGGAUAAGGUAUUAUAAUACUGUAUGGAAUUUUAUGUAGCUUAGAACUAGAAAUUAGACAUCAAAUAUAUACAGAAAAGUGCAGGGAAUUAGUGUAGUAUUAUAUAUAAUCCAGCUUUCUGUUUUAGAAAAUGGCAGAAAAAGUUUAUAAGUUUUGAGGAACAUAUCAAGUGGUAAAUAUGAAUUGAUGUGGAAUAUACAAUUAUUUUCUGUGUUUAGAUAUACAGUUGUAGUCCAUAUCAAGUAAUAUAUAAAUGUUUUUUGCUUUGAAAUUGCAAGCUUUAAUUAAAUUUUUAAGAAGUCACCAAUAUGUGCUGAAAUUUCAGCUGUUUGUAAAGGAUCAGUUUACUGAACUUUAAUGAAAUUUACUUGGGAACCAAAGCAAAAAUUUGGAAGGUAGAAAUAUAAUGAAUUUUUUUUUUUAAUAAAUGUUGACUACUCUGGGGAUGAGAUGGUAAUUGGUGAUUAAAUCGUAUUGUUGAAGUGUAUUUUAAGUAUGUGUAUCGGGAGCGAGAUUGGUGUAAUUAUAUAUUAGUAUCAUCCCAGUUAUUUUUAGAUUUUUUCAUUAUUUCAUGUUCAUACCAGACUGACAUUAGAGACAUAUAACCAGCAUGUCCAUAACUACACUGUACAUAUCAUUGUAGGACUGUAGAACUGAAUUUUCACCUGUUAAUUCAACAUUGUAAUAAGAAUUGAAAUGAAGUUUAUUCAAUUUUUAAUGUUAAAAAAGAAAAAGAGGCAGCUUGGAUGGGUAAAUAUUUCUGUUAAUGCUGAAACUAAAUGUUUAUGUUCAUUAUCACAUGUUCACUCCAUUCAUUGUGUGAUCACUAACUCAAAGAGAGGUAACUCCAUGUUCAAUGUACAAAUGUUGCUGCUGUUAGUGGUUAUGAGAAUUUAAGCCAGUUGUACUUGUGCUCAAAAUUGAUCAAAAUUUACUCUUUAUGUGGAAUUUUCCUUUUACUUAAUAAUCAUCAUAUACUGUCAUUUUUAAGCAAAAUCAAUGACAUUAGACAUUUAUAAUAGCAAAAUAUUCACAUGUAAUGUAUAAUCGAGAAAUCCAUAUAUGGGAUCAAGGCCAAAAGAAUCGAGACAUUUAGUACUGAUAUGUAAUCCAGACUUGAUAUUAAUCCAGAGUUAUUUUCUCUCAUAUUACUGCUUUAAACUUUUGUUUUUGUGUGCAAUUUCAAUAUUACAUUUAAAAAAUCUAUAUUGUUAAUACCUGUAUUACUUGAUCAUCUUCUUGUAAAUAUAUUUUCAGCGUAUGUUUGGUUUUGUACAUCAGGUGAUCCUGACAUUACAUUACGCUACAAUGUAGAACUCACAAACAUCAAGACAAAACAGAACUUUCCAUUCUCAUUUAAAAUACUGGAUAUAUAUUCUCAAGUAUAAACUUUCAUUAAAUCUGAUUUAAGAUUAUUGAAUGGGUAAAACUGCAAUUAGAAUCUCCAAAUAAAUACUACCGUUAAUUGAAGAUUUAGUUUAAUAUAGUUGAUAUUAUCAUAGUAUGUUGUUCAUGUUAAACAUGGGAGAAUUAUGUAUGUGUUCAUUGUUCUUCCAUUUUGAAGUGCCUUACACUUUCAUGUAAAUUUAUUUUCUGUAUUCACAAACCAGUUAUAUAUAUUUUACACUGUAGUUAGACUGUGAUAUUCAUUUAUGUUUUGUGUAUGAAGGCUCCGAUACAACUUACAGGAAAUGAAUAGAAAUGGGUGCUGUAGAUUUUAAUGUUUUCUGGUGUAAAGGUUAUUACUUUUGCUUGGACCUUAUUAUUCCUAUUAGCUAAUAAGAAACUUGUCUUCUGAAUGUUUAUAUUGUUAAAUUUGCAUCUGAAAUGCAUUUUAAAGUAUUGAUGUCAUUUGAAAUGCCAAAAUCUUUUGACAAAUUCAGGUUUGGAACCACGCUAUCUUAAUUGAAAGGCUUGUAAUCAUUUGUUUUCAUUUUAGUGAAUUAAAAAAAAAAAAGAAUGAAAUAUAAAAAAAAAAGGCUAUAAACAUGUAUUUUGGAUAUCUGUUUACUCUCCUUAAGUCACUUUUCAUAGAAAUUUCAAAAUGAUUGAGAUUUUACUGCAUGUACCUAACUUGACAUCCUUUGAAAAGAAUAUUGAACGUACAUGUAUAUUGAUUGUUUUAAAUCCAAGUAAAGAUAAUAGCCUUGACAUUAAGUUUUGUUAGUAUUUAUUUGUUUGUAAUAUUGUAGAUAAGUUUGAUAUUUAUGUAUAGCCAUUGUUCUCAAUGGUGAAUGUAUGUGUUUGAUCUGUUGGUAGCGAGAGUGAGUCUAGGACCUAGGGUCAUGUAACAGUCUAGACACAAGUCCCAAAAAUGAUAUGUGAUUUGCCAAUACCUAUUUAUGAACCUUCAUGAUUUCAAAAUGUUUUCACUUUUUAUUUAUUGACUCAGCUAGACUGUUCCUUGAUUCUGGUACUCAUUUUAAAAAUUUCUGGAUUACAGGCAGAAUUUAAAUAUAUUUGAGCAAAAAAACAAUUUAGUAGUGUUUAUGUUGUCACUUAAACAUUUCUGAUUUUUACAUCUGAGUAUUUGUUAUAACAAGGUCUGAUAAUUCUGCCAACUAUUGAGAAGAUAGAGAUUUAUUUUUGGAAGUUUUCAUGUUUAACAUAUACCGGUACUGUGUUGCAUUCCAUUAUCAUUUCAUCCAAAAUUUAAAUUCAUAAAGCAGGGUUUGAUACAUAUUUUUUGUAAAUUUUUCAUGUCUGAAUCUAUUUUUGAUUUUCAUCAAUCAUUGAAAACAGUCCGAAUGAUUCAAUCUAUUUGUUUUAACAUACUACCAUCUCCUACUUACAGUAAUUUAAAGUGAAUACAUAGAAUCAUUCGAACUACAUUAACAUUGAAUAGCAUUAAAGAAACCAACAUUUUUCUUUCAUAUCACAUACAAGUGUACUGCUGUAUGAAUCUCAUUUGUUUAUAUUCCAUCGUACAUUUUAAGAGUAUAUGUGCUUGUAAAAAUGUCCAUGUUUAUCGUAUUCCUCACAGAUUUAUGAAAUUAAAUGUCACCACCAGUUUUUGCACUGUUAGACAAUAGCUUGCCACUGUAUAGGAAAAGUAUUCUCCCUUUUUGUCACAUAUGUUUAGUGACACAAACAAUUUACAAGAUUUUUUAUGUAAAUAUAUAUAUAUUUGUAUGAUGUGUUUAUGUUAUUAUUGAAUUGUUUGCAUUGUGUGAGGUUGGGCUUGGGCUAUAAAGUAACAUUUGUGGUUAAAUGAUUAAUAUUGAAAAUCGCUGAAAGAUUUGCCUAAGAAUUCUUCUGAUCUAGAUACAGGAGUUUCGGAUUUUUUUAUUUUUUUUAAUUUUCUGUAGACAUAGAUUAUCUUUGUAUUAAAAUAGUCAUCAUAAAAAGACAUGAAAACAUAUCGAGUCCCUGUGUUCAGUGGUGAAAAUGAUUGCUGAAUUGCCAUCCAACAUCUUGGUUUGAUGUGUUAUAGUCCAAAUAUCCAUCAUGAUGUUACAAUAUUGAAUUUGUCCUCUAUAACUGAACAUAAUGAAAGCCUCCAAAAUUCGGACUGGUUAACUGUUCAUCAUAAACAGGCAGCCAGUAGGAAUUAUGUAGCCUGCAAUUAUGGUCAGUUUUAACGGACAAUGUUGAACAUGCAACAUUGCUUAGACCUUACCUACCUGCCCACCCACCAAUCCUGCCCUCCCAGAGGGUCUAGUCACAUGACUAAAGUCUCAUCAGUAUUGUAUUGUAAACCACUGCCAGACCUUUUUGUCUCUUCAGUUCCCUUAGCCAAUCUGGCAGGGUGGAACUGUAGAAAAUGCCAUGGUGUUUCGUCCGUCAACAUGACCAUCACGAAUUCAAUAAAAUUAUUCAAUCUAUGAUACAACUUUAAGGUGUUUAAACUACAUGUAAAUAAUAUCAUCUAAGAUUUUAUCACAAAGGCCUUGCACUAAUUUCCAACACCAUUGUUUUAUAUGUGUAUUAGAAGUAUUGGGGAUAAUAGACUCUGACGAAGAAUAAACUGGACAAUUUUGAAAAAUAUAUUAAACUCAAAUAAAUUUUGUCCACAUUGCUCUUCUUAAGAGCUGCUCACUUGAUACUCAUAAUACACACAUGUAAGGACUGCAGAGUUAAGAAUUGGUGCCAAAUCCCUGUGGGUAACAUUUGAAGUUGAAAAUCAUAGCAUUGUUUCAAAUCUUAUAUAUGUAAUACAGGUAUUGUAUCCUGGGGCCAGUUUCAUCAAUAUUCCUUUAAUUAUGGAAAUUCCUUAACAUAUUUUUUUCGAUAGGAAAGCAUUACAGAGUUUUCAGGAAGGUUCCUUAACAAAUAUUUUUUCCUACAAUUCUGUAUCCAUAUGGACAAUUUUAAGUUAAGGAAUUUUCUUAAGUGAAGGAACAUUGAUGAAACUGCGUCUGAUCUACCAGCUGAGCAGUGUUAGGCCUUUUGGCUUUUGUAUAUAGUUUAUCAUGUGUGUCAAUAUAACUGUGUUUUUUCAGAUUGUUUAUUAAAAAGAUAUAUAAAAAAGA
Messenger RNA from Pecten maximus, 7464 nucleotides. Its product is annotated as centrosomal protein of 85 kDa-like. NCBI's taxonomy places the organism in Eukaryota, Metazoa, Mollusca, Bivalvia, Pectinida, Pectinidae. Bases 344 to 2686 code for a protein of 780 amino acids. The record is from RefSeq and is a predicted model, not a curated record. The transcript has 13 exons. Gene Ontology annotation, cellular component: centrosome.